UGCAUUGUCAUAAAGCACAUGUUUAGGUUGGGAUGGUAAAGAUUGCAGAAUUUUGUUCCUCAUAUUAUGCCCUUAAAAUCAAAUCGUAUGAAAUAAUUUUAGUUUAUUACCAUUGCUCUUAUUCCAGUAAAUGACUAACGCUGGAAUAGUUGUCAGUUUCUGCAGGGCACAGCCUGCUCAUUAUGUAUUAAGACUUGGCAUGAAAAGGGAAAAUUAAAUAGUGGUGUUAAAUUUAGGGAACCACUGAUUGAAAACAGCUAAAGGAAAGAAGUUGUAUUUCAGUUUUUGUGUGGGUCAGACACAAAAACUGUAUUUCCUAAUCUGAGAUAAUUGUCACAGAAAUUAAUGUUGGUGAAAUUUGCUGAUGCUUUUGUAACCCGGUAAUGCUAUUCAGUGUCUGCGGUUUUAUUAUGGUUUAACAUUUACUAAUUAUGUAACUUCGGCAUUAAUGGGAUGCCUUGUACAGCUGAAUUUUUUUUUUAAUUUAUCUUAAUUCUGACAUGGUCCUGUAGCAUAAAGAUGUUUUUUUUUUAAAAUUAUGACAUAGUAGUUUCAUAUUACUUUGAGCGGGCUUCUUUAAAAAGUUCCCUGCAUGCGCCCAGACUGAGUUGCACCAACAGGUUUCAAGUUGCAGAAACAGUAUCCUGGCCAUGUUGGAACCCAGCUGGCAGGCCGCCUCGUAUCAAUACACACCAUUUUCACCUGAGAGCGGAAACGGCAGUGAUGCACCAAUGAUUUGACGUCAAAGUCUGGCCCUUUAAUAAGUUUCUCAGUCCGUUUCGUGUUUCCAUUCAUGCCUCCUAAGAGCGCAACAGCAGCUUAACGUCGUAAAAUGACGCGACGCUGCGUUACGUGUGACUCGGCCUUUGUUACGGACUCCACCUCUUUCACGUGAACGCGCCUUAAACCGAAUUAGAAAAUCCUGGGUUAACAAAGCUUGUCGAUAUACCGACCCGGUGACAACGGUCAUCAUUCCUCGGUUCCGUCUCCUGGGCAACUGUUUGACAACGUGACGGAUCCCGGAUCGAACCGUGGCGCCGACCCGGCUCGGUUUCGCAGCGUUUUUCUGCAGCGGAUUACGAUUUGAUUACUAAAUCUAGCAUUGAAACAUCUCGGAUAAGUGCGCGAGCUCGCUCCGCCACACAGGGGAGAGCAGUCGCACGUCGAGACCCGGAUCACAAUGAUGAUGAUGAUGAUGAACGCAGACAGAGAUUACCAGAUGAAUAAAAAGCAGGAGAGGGCUCAUUUCUUCAGCUCCAAGGAGCAAGAACUUAUUUUGAAGUUGUAUGAAGAAGAGCGAGAGAUCCUAACAGCCAAGUCCAACACAACCAGCGCCUCCAAGCUGAGGGAGGAAGCCUGGCAGAGGAUUGCUGAUAAAAUAAAUGCGGUUUCAGACAGUGGCUACAAAAGAACAUGGCAGCAAGUGAAAGUCAAACACAAGAACAUCAUCCAAACAGCAAAAAGAAAAAGGGCCGAGGUGCUGAGGACCGAGGGCGGGUCGGGAAGCCCCUCUCUGACCUCAGCAGAGGAAGACGGGGUGCACAGCAGAGAAAGCACCAUGAGGGUGGAGGUCCUACCAGGAGGCGCCUGCAUCGGCCCCAUCGGUGGAUCCGAUAGCUCCUUUAUGAGUGUGUCAGGCCAUCCGGUCCUCCUCCUGCCCGUCACAAAGACGGAACCAGAGAGCCUGAGCGGCGAUGAGACGGACAUCAGUGAGGCUCAUUUUGAUGGGGAUGUGCAGAACAGCAGUUUUCAGGAGGUCGGCAACCCAGCAGGGGCUACAAGCAGGACCAGACGUGCUGAGAAGCAGACUGAUGAACUAAGGACCCUUUACUGCUGUUACCUCAAAAAGGAGAUGGAGAAUCGGGACCAGGAGAUGGCCUACAGAGCACUGAAGAUGAAGAAGCUGGAAAAGGAAAUCCUGUUACUGGAUAAACAGCUGAUUUGAUUGUGAGAAACAGAACUUUUAACACUAUAAUAGACUUACUAUGUUAUUGUCACCUGACAAAGGACAAUAUUAAUGACAGGUUAGUGAACUGUUAUAAUGAUUCAGUCUCGUCCAAGUCGAAGCAUGAGCAAUUUCAGCUGCUGAUUUUGGUCAGCAGGUGGCAUCCAAUACCUCCAGUUCUCAGAGAAUGUGGAUCUCAAAAACCUUCACAGUUGUAGUUAGGUUUACAUACAAUAAGCUCAAUUUCACAUUUUUAUAGUGUUUGAAUGGUGAAUUUAACAGGUUUUGAAAUUCUUUUUUAUUUAUUUUUUUUAGUUAUUUAAAAAUGAUCACUGUACUACUCAGACAAAGCAAAACCUCAUCGGCUUGACACCACAGUUGACAGUCAAGUCAAUGCCAGUGAAGUUUUACUUAUUAGCUUUAUGAGCUUCAGCAUCUUCCUUGAGUCUUAAUGAAUUAGAAUCUAAUUGAAAAAAUAUAUUUAUUUCAGUAAAUCAGUUUAAAAAAAAUGAAACCACAUAUUUUCCAGAUUUGCUAUUCACAGAGGGAAAUAUAUCAAGUAUUCACUUUUGUUUGUUUUAUUGAUUAUGGUUUACAGUUCAUUUUAAACCAGAAUUUUUUUACUUUUAUCUAAAUAAAAAAAAAAGGAUGAACCAUUGAGCCACAGUCCAGUCGUUUCUGUCUUUAGCUGAGAUAAGACACCUAUGACUUAGUUUCUGGCUCCUUUUUAAACUCUGACACCUUGGGAAUCCUCCCCUCCACCUACAUUUGCUAUAUUUUAUACAUUAUGUUUUCUUUCCACUCAACUUUCCAUUAAUUUGCUUGGACAUUACCAUUCAAACAGCCAGCUAGCAACGCUUUAUUUAUUAUUCCUAAGUAAUACUCUAAUUUAUUCAGAAACUGAAAGUGAGUGUUUCAUUAUCUGUAUGCCAUGAUCAUUAAAAUUAACAAAAACCAAACGCUUGAAAUAUAUCACUCUGAGUUUCACUUUUCAAAUUCAACCGAUAAAUUAUUGAACUACAUGUUACUGAAAUGUGCCUGCAGGUAUAAUCUUUCUAAAAGAUAAUUGAAUCCUGCGUUGGCAGCCUGCAGUAACUGUAGAAGUGGGCUGCCAUAGUAGGCAGGUUUAUAAGAAUAUUGUGCAUUUGGAACCCUGCUUUGGGUUUUUCUGUAUUUAUCCUACUGUAGUGUAGCUAAAACAAAGGGAGUCGUGUCAUUAACGACACAAUCAGAGCUAGAGUAGGCUUUUAGAGUCACAGAAGAUGCCACACUCAGACAUAUUUGUUAGUCUUGUCUCAGAGUCCUAGCAAAUUGCUUUUAAUAUUUGUACAAUAUAGUUCUGCUGUAAGUUGGAGAUCGUUUCUGAGUGUUUUUCUAGAGUUGAUCAAACUGAUCAAACUCCCACUUUCCCAAUGCUGCACUUUUUCAAUGACUUGAUUUAACAUUUAUGACAUCUGACUGUUCAGUUGGGUAAUAGGAAACGCUAACGACGGCGCAAAAUAUUACGUUGUAAACAUUAGAAUUUUUUUUUUACCGUUUUGAAAUUUUAGGAGACAGUAUUAUAAGCCAAUAAUAAGUUAUGAAAUGCUUUUACAUUUACUAUUUGGUUGCAGUUUACAAAGCAUGUUGUCCUCAGAUUACUUGACAUGUUUUAAUUUCUUGUUCAGUGUGGACAUGUUGUAGUGACCUCACUAAUAUCUAGAAUUAUGUAAAAAAAAAAAAAAAAAGUGAGACAUUUGGGCUUGUUUUAGUCUUUUUUAAACAUUGUCAUUCUGCUGUAUUUUAAUGUUGAAUUCUUUCAUUUUUAUGCAAUCAUAGUCAGUAACAAUGGAAUUCUUCAAACAUGUUCUAUUUACAAUUUUGUUUUUAAUUAUUUGUGUGUUUCUAAACUGCUGUAAGUACAUUUGUAUUUAUUUCUCCUUUUUUAUUUCAUGAUUUUUGUAUGCAAUUACUAAAACACUAGUUUGUCAUAAAAAUCUGUCUCCUGUUGUGAAUGGGUUCUUAGCCAUCAGGAGAUUAUUCUACAAAAUCAGGUGUGUUAAGGAGUCCCAAAUCCGUCAGUGCGCGGCUUGCGCGUCCGUGGCGCUCUGAGAGGCCUGGCCAUUCUCCAGUGGAUCCACAGCGAGGACCGCUCCGAUUUUAAACACUCAGAGGCAGCAUGAAACUCAGGGUGCGGAGAAAAUACGGAGAUUUCAAGUCAGAACAUCGAAAUCUGUCCAGCCGUGUCUUUUUCGGAGCAUCUCCUAGCAACGGUGGUCGCUCUUUCAGGCAGCCGUUAGUUCCACAGAUCCACAGGCUGCGCGCGGCGGCCACGCCAUGGCGGCCAUAGACAUAAUAUAAGAGUAGACCCCGCAUUGGCUGCUCCCGCGCAGGAAAUAC
Poecilia reticulata (guppy) is the source of this 4324-nucleotide messenger RNA. RefSeq lists its product as uncharacterized. Gene Ontology annotation, cellular component: nucleus. NCBI's taxonomy places the organism in Eukaryota, Metazoa, Chordata, Actinopteri, Cyprinodontiformes, Poeciliidae. The record is from RefSeq and is a predicted model, not a curated record.